CUUGCAGGAUUUUCUACGCCGAAGCCACAAUCUUGCAUGGCCGGACUUGGAUUAGAAAAUGGAAACAUCCCCGAUUCAGCAAUAAUAGCUUCCAGCUUUUAUAACUCGUAUUACAGACCUGACCAAGGGCGUUUGCAAGCUCAGUAUGAAAGUGGCGGCUACGGAAGCUGGUUAGCAAGGACAUCGAACAAUCAACAAUGGUUCCAAGUGGAUUUUGGAAACUGGACGAAGGUGACGAGAGUCGCUAUACAGGGACGGCUGAACGCGGCUCAGUGGGUUACAAAGUUUAAACUAGCGUAUGGAUACGACGGGGUAUUUUUCAAAGACUGCAAGGAA
Molecule: messenger RNA, 336 nt
Organism: Porites evermanni
Lineage: Eukaryota; Metazoa; Cnidaria; Anthozoa; Scleractinia; Poritidae
Source: the annotation of a GenBank genome assembly